AUGGAUGCUUUCGAAAAGCAAUUUGGCUCCCUUAACUCCAAAGGCCAAUAUGAGAUUGAGACGAACUUCCUGGCCUACCUGAACAGCUUGCCAUAUAUCGGCUUCGUACUCGGUCUUCUUAUUGGGAGUGAGAUUAGUUCUCGAUACGGCAGGAGAAUGGUGAUGUUCACGAUGAGCGUAUAUGCUCUCUGCACAGCAGCUAUCACAUUUUCCUCGCGAAAUCAGGCCCAAAUUCUUGCUGCAAGAAUCCUAAACUACGGAUACGUUGGUAUGGAGCUCGCAGUUGUGCCCGUCUUCCAAGCGGAGAUUGUCCCGAAGCAGUUUGGUGGUUUGAUAAUGAGCCUAAUUUGCUAUGGGACCUCCACGCUCGAUGGCAACAAACAGUGGCAAAUUCCCUUCGGCUUAUUCUUUGUUAUCCCAACACUGGUAGCUGCAGGGAUAUGGUUCAUUCCAGAGUCUCCCAGGUGGCUCCUUCUCAAAGGGCGAAACGAGGAAGCAGAAAUCGCCCUUCGAAGAUUCCGCACCGGAAGCUUUACUGAUGAUGAUAUCAAAUUGGAGCUCGACGCCACAAAAGCUAUUCUUGAUGAAGAGAAAGAAAAAGGAUCUUUCUUUGAUCUUUGGAAAGGCACCAACUUAAAGCGGACAUUAAUCACCUGUGGUGUUAAUUUCUUCCUUCAACUCACGGGCAAUACAUUCGCGAACAAAUAUGGAACUGUUUAUAUAAAAUCGCUCGGUAGUGUUGACCCGUUCAUCAUGACUGUCGUGAAUCAAUUGGUCAGCAUGAUGGCUGUGGUGUUGUCGAUGGCGUUGGUUGAUCGGAUGGGCAGGCGCAAAAUGCUCUUCAUGGGCGGCUUCAUACAGAUUGCUUCUCUUUUCGUCAUGGGUGGCUUGGGCGCUAGCUCUGAUAAACCGCCCAGAUCCUACAAAAUUGGCAUUAUCUCCAUGCUAACUAUCUUUGGCUUUGGGUUUGCCUCUGGAUGGGCACCAGUAUCUCAUAUCUUGACCGCUGAGGUUCCAUCCACACGUCUUCGCGACAUGACGUACAGAACAGCAUCUACAGUCAACAUCAUCAUUCAGUUCGUCACCACUUUCGCAACACCAUAUCUCCUCAACGCGCCAUACGCAAAUCUGGGAGCUAAAGUAGGUUUUAUCUAUGGUGGAGCUGCGGUCUUGGCCACAGUGUUCGCUUGGUUCUGCGUGCCGGAGUGCAAAGGCAAGACGCUCGAGGAGAUUGACCGGCUCUUCUUAGAUGGUGUCCCAGUGCUCAAGUUCAAAGACGCGAAGCUUUUCACCCACCAUGUCGCCGAUGGUGAUAUUGAAAAUGGAAGUGGUACGUACUCCAGAGAUUAG
This is a messenger RNA of Phaeoacremonium minimum UCRPA7, 1350 nucleotides long. Its product is annotated as putative sugar transporter protein. The record is from RefSeq and is a predicted model, not a curated record. Bases 1 to 1350 code for a protein of 449 amino acids. The transcript is spliced from 7 exons. NCBI's taxonomy places the organism in Eukaryota, Fungi, Ascomycota, Sordariomycetes, Togniniales, Togniniaceae. Gene Ontology annotation, biological process: carbohydrate transport; transmembrane transport. Gene Ontology annotation, molecular function: carbohydrate:proton symporter activity. Gene Ontology annotation, cellular component: membrane.